This is a messenger RNA of Dromiciops gliroides (monito del monte), 2312 nucleotides long. It is a transcript of the gene PAAF1, whose product is annotated as proteasomal ATPase associated factor 1. Gene Ontology annotation, molecular function: protein binding. The transcript is spliced from 12 exons. Lineage: Eukaryota; Metazoa; Chordata; Mammalia; Microbiotheria; Microbiotheriidae. The coding region runs from base 158 to 1336 and encodes 392 amino acids. The record is from RefSeq and is a predicted model, not a curated record.
UCUUUCUCCUCCUUCUCUUCCUUUUCCCCUCUUCCCCUUCCCCCCUCUUCCGGCCUGCUCACCCGCCCCGAUCCCCCCCUCUGAAUUUCCGCAUCCGGCUCAUCGAGGCUCCACUUCCGGCAAAGAAGGGAGGGAAAGGGAAAGGGGCGGGGACAAGAUGGCGGCGCCUAUGAGGAUUCAGAGCGACUGGGCCAAAGCUCUCAGGAGGAAUGAAGGGGAAGCCUGGCUGAGCUGUCACCCCCCAGGGAAACCUACUUUAUAUGGCAGACUAAUUUGCCAGGGAGUUGACUCUAGUGGAAUCCCAGAGAUCACAGCUUCAGAAGGAUUUGUUGUGAAUGAAAUUACUAAGAAAAGCAUUCAUAUUUCAUGUCCAGAGGAGAAUGCUUCUUCCAAAUUCUUGGCACCAUAUACCACCUUUUCCAGAAUUCAUACAAAGAGUAUAACAUGCCUGGACAUUUCUAGUGGAGGAGGCCUUGGAGUAUCCACCAGCACUGAUGGCACCAUGAAAAUCUGGCAGGCAGCUAAUGGAGAGCUGAGAAGAAUACUGGAAGGACAUGUAUUUGAUGUGAAUUGUUGCAGGUUUUUCCCAUCAGGCCUUGUGGUUCUGAGUGGGGGAAUGGAUGCACAGGUGAAGAUCUGGUCAGCAGAGGAUGCCAACUGCGUGGUGACCUUCAUUGGUCACAAAGGAGGUAUCUUGGAUACAGCUAUUGUUGAUCGAGGAAGAAAUGUGGUUUCCAGUUCUCGAGAUGGGACUGCUCGGCUAUGGGAUUGUGGGCGAUCAGCCUGCCUGGGCAUCAUUGCAGAUUGUGGCUCUCCUGUGAAUGGCAUUGCUGUGGGUGCAGCUGACAACACAAUAAAUCUUGGCUCCCCUGUGAAAGUUCCCAGUGAACGGGAGAUUGGAACAGAAGGGAAGAUGCUGCUUUUGGCUCGAGAAGAUAAAAAGCUCCAGUGUGUGGGAUUACGGAGUAGGCAGCCGGUGUUCCUCUUUGUUGGCUCAGAUGCUUUCAACUGCUGUACUUUUCUCUCUGGCUUUUCUCUGUUGGCAGGGACUCAAGAUGGGAACAUAUAUCAGUUGGAUGUGAGGAAUCCAAGGACUCCAGUACAGGUCAUUCACCGAUCAGGAGCUCCAGUACUAUCUCUGUUGGCUUACCGAGAUGGAUUCGCCGCCAGCCAAGGUGAUGGGACUUGUUUCAUUAUGCAGCAGGACUUGGACUAUGUAAUUGAGUUAACUGAGGCUGACUGUGAUCCUGUGUACAAGGUAUCCACGUGGGAGAAGCAGAUCUACACCUGCUGUCGAGAUGGUCUUGUACGCCGAUAUCAGCUCUCUGACCUCUGAUGACUCAAAGAGCUGAGUGACUGGUCAGAAAGCAGAAACCUUCAUCACCAGGGAGCUAAGACCCCACUGGCCUCAUGGGACCAUAGACCCUUUACACUGGACACACACAGCAUGCUAGGGUUCUGCUCACAAGACCAGAAAGACCCAAAUAUUGUCCCCUAUGUGACCUUUGUCUUGUUGUUUUAGCCCACACAGAGAGCCACUUGGAUCUGACCAAACAUGGUAUAUCUAUUUGCGUUAGCAUCCACUCCUCCUUUCCCUGGCACCAUAGUCAGCACAUCCCCAUUCCCUCCAUUCAACAGUUAAGAUGACCCUCAGGAUGCAGAAGAGGAGCCCCUUUCUCUGCAGGACUUUGUUCAUUGUGUGUGUGCAAUUCGGUUUUCUGAGACAUCAAAUCCAUUGAAUGUGCCUACAGAACCAGAGAAUCAAAGCCAGCCCUCCACGAAGAAAAUAAAGGAGAAACAUUUGAAGACAUCACAAGACCUGUUAUAGCGCUAAAGCAUGGUGGCUUUAGAUUUGGAGACAGAAGUACUUGGGUUCCAACCCCAGCUAUUUUUAUUAGUUGUGUGACUUUGGUCAAGUCCCUUCCUCUGUCUGGGCUGCACUUUCCUUAUCUGUAAAAUAAGGGCUUAAAUUAUAUGAUCAGUCAAUCAAACACCAUGUAUUUAAGUUCCCUCUGUAUGCAGGCAUGGCUAAGGACUAGGGAUACCAAAAAAAUAAUAAAAGUUACCCCCAAAAAAUAAUAAAAGUUUUUUGCCUCAGGGAGCUUAUGUUGUAUUGAGAGAGACAGCUUGUAUGUAAUUGGGUAUGUACAAAAUGAGACAGUAGUUUUCCAGGAGAAGCACUAGCAGUUAGAAGGGUCAGGGCAGGUCUCCUAUAGACCAAUAUAUAUAUUGGUGUUGGAGUUGAGCAUUGCAGGAAACUAGGGCUUUUAGCAGAUGGAGACAAGGAGGUGGUAUUAUGGAGAUAGAAUCAA